AUGUCCGUAGAUGUCGUUGAGCCCGCCACUCUGCCUAACAAGGGCGGUAUCCCUGUGGGUAGCACCAAGCUCGGUGGCAACGACAAGGCGUCCGUCGAUGUUGCGGAUGGCAAAUGGAAGAACUUCACUUUCGAGCCUAUCCGCGAGUCGCAGAUUGCUAGGACCAUGGCCCGUCGCUACUUCAACGACCUCGACAAAUAUGCCGAGUCCGACAUUGUUAUCGUCGGAGCUGGUUCUUGUGGCUUAAGCACUGCUUAUACACUUGCCAAGGCCCGUCCCGACUUGAAGAUUGCAAUCAUUGAGGCUAGUGUCUCGCCAGGUGGUGGUGCCUGGCUUGGAGGUCAGCUAUUCAGCGCGAUGGUCAUGCGCAAGCCAGCUGACGCUUUCCUCACUGAGAUCGGAGUACCUUUCGAGGAGGAGGGCAACUACGUCGUCGUCAAGCACGCCGCCCUCUUUACAUCGACCCUCCUUUCUAAGGUCCUUUCCUUUCCCAACGUGAAGCUCUUCAAUGCAACUACCGUUGAGGACCUCAUCACUCGUCGUGAUGACACUGCCCCAGGUGGCAUUCGCAUUGCCGGUGUUGUAACCAACUGGACCCUGGUCGCCAUGCAUCACGAUGACCAGUCCUGCAUGGAUCCAUCGACCAUCAACGCACCCAUCAUCGUCAGCACGACCGGCCACGACGGCCCCUUCGGUGCUUUCUCCGCCAAGAGACUCGUUUCCAUGGGCGCGCUCGAGAAGCUCGGCGGCAUGCGAGGUUUGGACAUGAACACUGCUGAGGACUCCAUCGUGAAAGGAACUCGCGAGAUUGUUCCCGGUCUGAUCUGUGGAGGCAUGGAGCUGAGCGAGGUCGAUGGCGCCAAUCGCAUGGGACCUACCUUCGGUGCUAUGGCUCUGUCUGGUGUCAAGGCUGCCGAGGAGGCUCUCGCUGUCUUUGAUCUUCGCAAGAAGCAGAACUCUAUCUAG
This is a messenger RNA of Truncatella angustata, 966 nucleotides long. Its product is annotated as thiazole biosynthetic enzyme. Gene Ontology annotation, biological process: thiamine biosynthetic process. The transcript is spliced from 2 exons. Lineage: Eukaryota; Fungi; Ascomycota; Sordariomycetes; Amphisphaeriales; Sporocadaceae. The record is from RefSeq and is a predicted model, not a curated record. The coding region runs from base 1 to 966 and encodes 321 amino acids.